AUGUCGUUCUUGUUCGGCGGCAAACCACAGCUCUCGUCUGAGCAGAAGAUUGCGCAGGCCGAGGCGGAGAUUGAUAUGGUUUCUGACAUGUAUAGUCGGUUAGUCAAGUCUUGCACAGCGAAAUGCAUCGACUCGUCCUACCGCGAAGCCGAUCUCAACAAAGGCGAAUCCGUCUGCCUUGACCGCUGCGUCGCCAAGUUCUUCGAGGUCAAUGUAAAGGUUAGCGAGAAGAUGCAGGGCGAGGCGAAUGGCGGCCAAGCAGCAGGUGGUGCCAGGUUUGGUGGCGGCAUGUAA
Plenodomus lingam JN3 is the source of this 294-nucleotide messenger RNA. It is a transcript of the gene TIM10, whose product is annotated as protein transporter tim10. Gene Ontology annotation, cellular component: mitochondrial inner membrane. The record is from RefSeq and is a predicted model, not a curated record. NCBI's taxonomy places the organism in Eukaryota, Fungi, Ascomycota, Dothideomycetes, Pleosporales, Leptosphaeriaceae. Gene Ontology annotation, biological process: protein insertion into mitochondrial inner membrane.